AUGAAGCAAGAGCUGCCAGAUGCUGCUCAAUCUUCUCUCCUAAUAACGCUAGGACUGCUAGUGAACAAACAUCUCCAGAUUAGCGAUGACGACAACACCAUAGGCAGUUUCCUUGUUAAGCUCCACGAGACUGCUACAUCUGAUAAUCGGGACAAAGAAGGGUUUGUGGCCUUUAAAGAGGAGGUGGUUAAGAAUGGCGGCGAUGAGUUUCCCAGUGACUUUCUACGAGCUGUGUACGAUGCGAUCAUGGAAGAGAGAAGGGGAAUAGUCAAGCAGGAGCCUUCAGAGAGAUUAAAGGUAGAUCUGAAAGUGAAACAAGAACCAUAUACACAAGUAAAGAGGGAAGAUGAUCUAGAACUGCAAUUAAAGCAGGAAGCACUUAAGUUCCCUGGGCUAGCGCUACCGAAUGGGUCUGUUGAGCGAGGUCAGACCGCCGUCAAAUCUGAGUCAACCCAGAUCACUCUGACCAGUGACCCUGUGCAAAUUGGCAAAAUAUAUAAGGGCACGGUUUCCAACAUUGCUGCGUUUGGGGCGUUUGUGAGGCUACAUGGAGCAAGGGGCGACGUUUCUGGUUUGUGUCAUGUGUCUAAACUAGCAUACGAUGGUCGAAGAGUGCCCAAAGCAGAAAAUGCCGUGAAAUUGGGGCAAGAAGUGUUUGUGAAGGUAACAGCCAUGUCAGAUCGAGAUCUGCGUGGUCGCCAGAAGAUUUCCUUGUCGAUGGUGGGCAUUGACCAGCUUUCUGGAAUAGACCGGCUGGAUGAGGUAGGAACUGAAAGCCGAGGACGCACGUAUCAACGUCAGCAACAAAAAAGGAGAAAAUUAACGUCACCAGAGCGAUGGGAGAUCCGCCAGCUCAUUGCCUCGGGCGCUGCACUGGCGGCAGACUACCCUGAGUUGAAUGGGGCGAACGAGGAUAAGGAGAGUCAGGAUUUCGAUGAUGACGAUGAGGCAGUGGACAUCGAGCUUAAUACAAAAGAACCGUCUUUUUUAAAGGGCCAGACUUCGGGGUUAGGAGCUGGCAUGGGGGUCAACCCGUUGCUCAUUUUGAAGAACCCUGAGGGCUCAAUGAGUCGUGCAGCCAUGAACGGAUCCAAAUUGGUAAAAGAGUUCAAAGAAGAGAAAGCGGAGAGACAGAGACAACUUGAAAGGGAGUCGAGGCUAGCACGAGAUUCUAGUGAUCCAUUAGCUGAACUAAAGCGUGAGGAGAUUAUAAAAGAUAAAGUCAUUGCCGAGUGGAGACAGAGUCAACUGAAACAGCGGUCUGACUUGAAGAAUUUACCCAAGAAAUCAAUACGUGAACAAAGGGAAAGCUUGCCGGUGUUUGCAAUGCGGUCACAACUAGUACAGGCGAUCAUGGAUAAUCAGUUCUUGGUGAUCGUUGGAGAAACAGGGUCUGGUAAAACGACACAAAUCGUCCAGUACAUUUACGAGGAGGCAUUGAACAUUGAUGGUGAAAAGGAGAAGCUUAUUGGCUGCACACAACCCAGACGAGUGGCUGCUGUCUCUGUGGCCAAAAGAGUUGCUGAAGAAGUUGGUUGCAAAGUAGGUGAGGAAGUUGGUUACUACAUUCGAUUUGAAGACGUGACUUCGCCAAAAACGAAAAUCAAGUAUAUGACAGACGGUAUGCUUCAAAGAGAGGCGCUACUCGAUCCAACUAUGUCGAAGUAUCUGGUGAUCAUGUUGGAUGAGGCUCACGAACGUACAAUAGCAACCGAUGUCUUGUUUGCCCUAUUGAAGAAAGCUGCAAAGCUGAACCCAAAUCUCAAAGUUAUUGUGACGUCUGCCACGCUUGACCUGGGAAAAUUUGCUUCGUUCUUCAAUGAUUGCCCGGUGAUUAACAUUCCAGGGCGUACUUUCCCAGUUGAAACACUAUUUUCUCGAGAGCCUGAGCCAGAUUACUUGGCAGCAGCCCUCGACUGUGUUAUGCAAAUACACAUUGCAGAAGCUGAAGGCGAUAUUUUGGUUUUCUUGACUGGUCAAGAAGAAAUCGAUACCAGUUGUGAGGUACUCUACUCGAGAAUCAAAACGCUCGGGUCUGCUGUUCCUGAGCUAAUAAUCCUCCCGAUUUUCGAGCCCGCUCCUCCGGGCGCUAGAAAGGUUGUAUUGGCAACUAACAUCGCCGAGACGUCUAUUACCAUCGACGGAAUCCGCUACGUUGUUGACCCAGGCUACGUCAAGGUGAAUGCGUACGACCCAAAGUUGGGUAUGGAUUCAUUGGUGGUUUCGCCUAUUUCGCAGGCGCAAGCAAACCAAAGAGCUGGUCGUGCUGGUCGUACGGGGCCAGGUAAGUGCUACAGGCUCUACACGGAACAAGCGUUCAAGCACGAGAUGCUUCCAAACCUGAUCCCGGAGAUUCAGAGGCAGAACCUUUCACUUACCAUAUUGAUGCUCAAAGCUAUGGGAAUCAAUGAUCUAUUGAAUUUUGAAUUCAUGGAUCCACCGCCAGCUCAAACAAUGGUUAAUGCCUUGCAUGAUUUGUAUAAUCUCGAUGCACUAGAUGAACAAGGCUUUCUCACGUCUUUCGGUAGAAAGAUGUCUGAGUUCCCGAUGGAGCCGGCUCUUGCCAAGACCGUGAUUGAGUCCACCGAGCUUGAAUGCGUUGACGAGGUCCUCACGAUAGUGGCGAUGCUCUCGGUGCAAUCUGUGUUCAAUAGGCCCAAGGACAAGCAAGCAGCCGCUGACCAAAAAAAACAACGGUUUCAUUCGGUAUAUGGAGAUCACAUCACGUUGCUAAAUGUGUAUCGGGCUUGGGAUCUCAAUGGCCGAUCGGCAGGGUGGUGUAAAGACAAUUUUAUCCACGAACGAAGCAUGAGGAGAGCGUUGGACGUGCGCAAGCAGCUCUGCCAGAUCUUGUCACGGUUCAGGAUCCCAAUCACAAGCUGUGGAUCCGACACCGUUGCUGUUCGAAAAGCCUUCUGUUCUGGUUUCUUCAGAAAUUCAGCCAAGAGAGAUCCCCACGAGGGACUUUACAACACCUUGGUCGACCAGACCCCUGUUAGCAUGCACCCGCUGCUGGCGCUUUACGGCAAGCUGAGUGAGUACGUGAUCUACCACACGGUUCUUGUCACCACCAAAGAAUACAUGCACUGUGUGAGCGUGAUAGACCCUCGGUGGCUAUUGGAGUUAGCACCGAGAUUCUUCAAGAAGAGCGAUCCUACCAGUGAGAAAAAGAAGAAAGAGAAAAUUGUACCCUUGUACAAUCGGUUUGCCGAGAACCAGGACGCAUGGCGACUUUCAUCCCAGAUCGAAGCAAAGAAGCGGGCGUUGGAGCAGCUCAAUCAAUGA
Molecule: messenger RNA, 3285 nt
Organism: Candidozyma auris
Lineage: Eukaryota; Fungi; Ascomycota; Pichiomycetes; Serinales; Metschnikowiaceae
Gene: PRP22
Product: DEAH-box ATP-dependent RNA helicase PRP22
Exons: 2
Coding region: 1-3285 (1094 amino acids)
Biological process (GO): spliceosomal complex disassembly
Cellular component (GO): catalytic step 2 spliceosome; intracellular anatomical structure
Molecular function (GO): ATP binding; RNA binding
Source: RefSeq, a predicted model, not a curated record